AUAUUUAGAAUGGGUAUAUCUCAGGGUAUAUAGCAUGUCAAAAUAUGAAGUUAACUAAUUAACUAUAAUUUUCUGUGCUUAUGUACUUAACUCAUCCUAAAAGAGAAUUAAAGAAUAGAGUCUUAUAACUUUUUAUUCGUAUAUUUACCUAUAGUGUUAGUUUCAUAUGUCUAUGUUUUGCCGCGUAUUUCAUUUUGACAAAUUCAGCCGUUCUUUCUGUUCAUAGUGAGAAAAGUCUAAGAAAUAAUGAUACCGGGACGUAGGAAGGCCGAAAUUUGGAAAUAUUUUCAGAAAUGUGAUUCUAAGAAUAAGAUCGCCGCUUGCAAUUUUUGCAAAAAGGCUUUAUCUUAUAAAACCACUUCAACCAACUUGCGAAUUCAUUUAAAGUUAAAACAUAUUUUGGAGUAUAAUAAAUUAAUGAGUACUUCGUCGCCGGUGAGUUAGCAUGAUUUAUAAUACUGCUGUUUACUCCAAGACUUGUAAAGAAACUGCCAGUUUCUCGAGCAAUUCAGAUGAAGAAACAUUAGCAGCAGAAGAUUCACCUCAAUUACAAGAAAGUGAAGAAGGAACAUCUGAUGAAGUGAAACAAAUACACAACAAGAUCACACAAAUCCAAAACAAAAGUUUGCGGGAGUUUGUGGCCGCCAACAAUAUCAACAUGAAAAAGAAACAAUUGAAAAUGAUGGAGGUGGAACAUAAAUUACAUGUUAAAAUAGCGAGACUAAAAAUUAGGAAACUUCAAUUAGAAAUUGAGUUAUUAAGUAAUGGGAAAACUGAUACGACGAAACCCUAACAACUUACUCAACUUCCCCAUCGACAAAAACCGCUAGCUCACAUUCCCUUGAUCUGUACAUACAAACAUACAUAGCAUCACGUGUUUUUACCUUUCAGGAGUAUGUAUAUGUAUGUAUAUUAUAUUUCGCACAUAUUAAAAAGCACAAUUAAAAAUAAGAAACUCGUGCGCAAUCAACUGAUUAAGUUUAAGGUUUGAUUUUCCAAUUUACCUUUUAUACAUUUUAUUAAAAUAAAACGAUAUUCAUUUGAUCAUAUUAUAGAAUAUAGAAUGAGUAUUAUACCUAGCAGAAUGUGCAAGUUUUUCAUAAAAUUACUUUUAGUUCUCUAUUCAGGUAUAAUAGAUAUUACUGUGUGCAAUAUUAUCUUGCCUGAUAUCGGUAAUUUUCCAAAAAUAUAAACAAUUCAAUGAGCCACUCCGCGUGACGCAUCUCUCGCGCCUGUUUUCUCGCUCACUCGUCCACUCAAACAGGCCGCGUUAGCAUUAGCAUUUAGUACGGAAUUUAUAAUUAUUCCUGCGGGCGCUAAGGAGAGCGCGCUAACGAAUUAAUUAGCACUUCACGAAAUUUAGCAACUAUAUUUGAUUUGUAAAAUGCUAAACGUGGUUUAGCAUGCUAACAAUUAGUGCUAAUGCUAAUUAAUCCAACACUAGUGCGUACAUAUAUAAAAAAUAAUGUUUGUGUUUAAUAUUUUAUACGCUAUCAUACCUGUUAAAAACAGCUAUAGCCUAGUUGAGCGUGGAACAGACUGCCGCGACUAAUGUCCCUAGGUUCAAAUCCAAGGGCACACAUCUCUGACUUUUCUAAAAGUUAUAUGUAUUUUAUAAAUAUGGGCGGUCCCCUAUUGGACAAAAUCAAGCAUAGGUCGGUGCCUAUGCUUGAUUUUGUCCAUUAUUCUAUAUGUAAUGGUUAACAAUAAGAAAAAUAAGCACACCUGCGAAAACUGCAUAGAAAUUGGUUAAAAAAUGAGCGAUUAAUUCAUGAUUAAAAUAUUGUAAUGUGCAGAAGUGAGCGCAAUGUGGGGAUAUCGCUUCAUCUCUUUCUUUCGCACGCGUCCUAAUCCCCGAUGACGCCACACGUGGCUAUUUCGUCUCUUUUCUGUUUCUUGUUAAUUACCCCUUCCACCGAAAUUCAAAGACUUAUAACUGGUUAAUUUUUUACAGGAUUUUAAUAAUUCCUCUGUGUUAUAAUUUAUAUUAGGUAAAUAUUUGAUAAUAGUAAAGAACAAAAAUGAGUCCGGUACCCUAUUAUUGCCUGCUUUAACGGUGAAGGAAAAACUCGUGAGAAUACCUGCAUGAGAAGUUCUCUAUGGAAAUUUUUAAGGGUGUGUGAUGUCUACCGAUCCGCACUAGGCCAGCGUAUCGGACUAAGACCUUAUCUUUGUGUCCAACAGUAGAAGUAUAUACAAUACAGGUCUGAUAGUAUUAUUAUGUAUUAUCACUGUUCAUCCGAUUGAAAUUUAAACUUUGUAAACUUUUUGUUUUAAAAGCGACGAUAGCCUAGUUGGAUAUCGAACGGUCUGCCGAGACGAAUGUCCGCAGGUUCAAAUCCCAAGAGCACACACCUCUGACUUUUCUAAAAAAAUCAUGUGUGUAUUCUUUGUGAUUUUAUCGUUCGUUUUAACGGUGAAGGAAAACAUCGUGAGAAAACCUGCACAUCUGAGAAGUUCCUCUGUAGGAAUUUCGAAGGUGUGUGAAGUCUACCAAUCCGCACUAGGCCAGCGUGGUGGACUAAGGCCUAAUCCCUCUCAGUAGUAGAGGAGGCCCGUGCUCAGCAGUGGGCAAGUAUAUAAUACAGGGCUGAUAUUAUUAAACUUUUUGCUCACACUUUCGGCAAGGUUUUUGGUUGAAAGAUGGGAUAGCUUUGGCCUCGAUAGGUGGCGUUGUUGUCGAGAUCUAAAAUAAAACUACUUUACACGGGUAACGUGAUAAAUUUGAUAAUUUUUAAUUCCAAGAUUUCGAAAACUGCAGUCUUCAUGUUCUUUAUAGGAUAAAUAAAUUUGUCGAGAAAAAGCCGCAAAGUAGCUUUAUUUCAAUCAAAACAUUCGCGUAAUUAUAACAGAUCUAAAAGGCAGAAAUAUAGUCCAAUUUAAAUGUGAUCUACUUGAAAGGUUUGUGGCAGGGCAAAGCAUGCCAGGCCUAUUAGUUUUUUUUAGAUUUGUGUAAAAUAUGCAUAAAAAGGAGAGGUCUAAGAUGAUCAACUAUACUGUUAAAUGUCUCUGGUAUAAGGGGACAUAUUUGUAAUUUAUUCUACAAUGUUGCUUUUAUUCGUAUCUGCGUAAAAGUUCCAUGGAAGUUGCUUUAAAAAGCAAGAACAUAAAAUAUUUGUAUUCACUAAAAAGCCUUUGAUCUCCCCACUCCAUGGUUCGCUCCACCGACCGGAAGACGCUAAAGGACAAACAUUUUUUUGUUUUUGUGUUGUGGUUUAUUUGGAAUUAAUUUCACUUUUUUUUUAUGUUACUGCUUUCUCCAUUAUGUGUCUUCUAUAUAAUUCAUCACUUAUCUCACCUGCUCACUUACUCCAAACACGCCAUAUCCGUUCCAAGUUGUUGUAGGGAAUAGGCUACUCAUGCGUUAGGGCUGCCAUUUCUUGGAAGUAUCACAUGUGAAAGUAUAUUAUGAUGAUCUUCUAACGCUUGAAUAGAUCUUCAUAAAUUAUAGCUAAGAACCAUCUCGAUUACCACAUCAGUUUUCAAACAAACAAACGGCAUCAAAAUCGCCGCAUUCGUUUGCGAUCUACGAUGCCACAGUCAGACACACCUCUUAUAACAUUCCUCUCUAUGAGUUGGUGGAUAUUCAGAAAUAAUACAGUUUCCUAUACAUAAUUUCACGCUUCGCUCCAUAUCCGUGGAGAAAAUUAUAAAAAUAAGUCAUAUUGUACAUAGAGUUAUGCAUCUAUAUAGUUUAUAAUUAAUAAAUAUAAACUCAUAACAACUCAAUGUCCGUGAAUUUCAAUAACAACCUUGGGGAAAUCGUGUUUUCGGAGAGAUCAUUAUUUGAUCAAAGUAUAAGACAGUUGUCUAAUUUAUUAUAAGUGUUUAAUAAAAUAUUUUCUCUAA
Messenger RNA from Manduca sexta (tobacco hornworm), 3849 nucleotides. RefSeq lists its product as uncharacterized. The record is from RefSeq and is a predicted model, not a curated record. The transcript has 4 exons. Bases 446 to 793 code for a protein of 115 amino acids. Gene Ontology annotation, molecular function: DNA binding. Lineage: Eukaryota; Metazoa; Arthropoda; Insecta; Lepidoptera; Sphingidae.